AGAAUCGGUUCGAGGUGUUCACUAACAGAUGCAGUGAUUCGCUAAGUGCACGGUCAUCCACCAAGUCACGCACAGCAAUGGUACACAGAGCGGUGGACUGCUCAUCGGAACGAGAUGGCUACACUAAUGGAAAGGCUGACUUUCCUUCAGAAAGUGCCGACCCUCAUGAAGGCAACAGCAGAUGACGAAGUGCCCUGCCCCGGCUACCUCUUCCAGGACAUCAACAAAAUCUCACAUGAGUCAUUGGGCUGCUGCCAGUGUCUUCUGGAGUACCUCCUGGAGCGUCUGCAGGUGGAGUCCUGCCAUGUGAAACUGAAGGUUCUGAAGAUCCUCCUGCAUCUGUGUGGACAUGGUCCUCCUCACUUUCUCACAGAACUGAGGCGGAAUGCUACAUUCAUCCAAGAAGUAACUGUUUACAGUGGUCCACCAGAUCCCAUUCAUGGCAAUGCUCCCUUUCAAAGGGUCAGGGUUGCAGCGCAGGAACUGGCCGGUGUGCUGUUUAAUGAUACAAUGUCUGCAAACUCUGGACUCUCGCCAUGCAAAGCUGCAACUCCAAGCCUGGGAAUGGGAUCAGAAUCUCUCCGCUCAGGAAUGCAGGGAUUUGGAAACAGCCCUGGAAGGAAAACAUCCAACAGAGCGACUCUUCUGGGUAAAAUUCAGAAGGCUGCAGAGGUAGUUGCCAGUGCUGUCCUUCCACCAACAGAGCAGCCUGGGAUUCGUCUAUAUGACAACCACUAUCGGGCAGUGGUUGCUCCCUCUGCUGCAGUGGAGGUGGCAAUGCCAGCAUGUGCUUACAGUGUGCCCACUCACAGCCACAAAGCUUCUCACAGAUGUCCAGGACAGGCAGGUGGAGGUUGGGAGGAGACUGGUAGUGGGCACAGCUCCUCUCACAACUCUUCUCUUGAGAUUGAGCCACUUAGCCACACUUCCAGGGGGGACAGCAGCAAAUCCGGUGAAACAGGCAGCCAUUCGGGGGCCAGUCGAGAGAGUGGAGACUUGGCAGAACGUGUGGAGGCCAUGCAGUUGGGAGACUGUGGUCAGGAGAUGGCGCUGAUCAGCAGUCUUACUAAUGGUUCCAAAAUCUUCCUGUCCAGAGAUGAGAGCCAGCACUUCAUUAAAGAGUGUUCUACUUUAAACUGUGAAGUUGUGGUAGAACUUCUCUCUCACAAAUUGAAGGAAACAGCACAGACUGUCCAAAUGAGGGCCCUGUGUGGCCUGGCCUGCCUGAUGUCUACAGAUCUCCUCUCUCUGGACCAGAUAUUCUGUGUUACACAUAAGCGCCUGGCCCAGCUCAGUGAGGAAGUGGAAGGACCUGUAGCCAACAAGUCAACAAAGCUCCUUAGACAGUUUGAGGCACUCCUGGGCAGCUCCACGCCCCUGAUGAAGACUGGCAUUGCAGUCUGUCCAGAAUCAUCCAGCCCCUCGCUCUCAAAGCAGCCAUUAAAUCCCACCAUUGUCAGCCCACUUCUUCUCCCAACUACUCUGGAUGUUGAAGCACCUUCUAGCAUGUCAUCCACAAAUUUCCCACAUGCUCUUUCUUCUGAACAUGGUCUAAAACAAGAGCAUACUGUGACUGCUGCUGCUGUGGGAGAAUCUGCUGAGAAUGGAGUGCAGGUAGAGGACCCGCAGACUGUACAUGAGGAUGAGGACAAAUACACAGAGCCCGCUAGACACCAUCCUACUCUCUCACUGUUUAGUGGGAUGGAGCUGGUAAACAGAGGGAAGCCUGUGUGUCUGGUUGAGCCUGUUCUUGUCGAGCCAGAUGUCCAGACUGGGGCAGAAGGCUACACAGGCUUUGCUGUGGAGAAAAGCUCAGAAAGAACUGCAGACUCCUCUUUAUCUACUAGUGGUGAACAAAUCUCUGCCUUUUCCUUCGUCAACCUCUGAUCUUCCUUUGCCUUCUGAUUGAAACACCUUGGUCCAGGGUGUAGUAUUAUUUAAUGACCUAAAAGUAAUAUUUAAACACCAAACCCCUCAAUGCUCCUGAUGCCAGCCUUUGUUAUUUUAAACUAAUUCUGAAAAAUAUUAAAUGAACAAGUCUGCAGUAUGCUAAUUUUCAGGGAGGAACACGGGAGGUACACCUGAGGCAUUGGUGCAUGAAGUAAUAAACAAAAAAAAAAAACACUUAAUAUUUAUGUAUCCAAAUGCUGCUAGUUUUUUUUUUUCCAGGGACUGUGCUUGACAAGUAUAACAAUGCUGACACAAUACACUUUUUAAAAUGAAUUUUAUUGUUUUAAUACCCACAAAUUCACUGAAUAUCUCUGCUCUGGAAAUAAGCAGAACAGUUAAAAAGGGAAAGCUGUAACGUUUCACUGCCCAAGAUUUUUAAUCUGCAUUUUCACUUGGUCUGGCUACCUAAAUAUGGCUUAGUGUGUGUAGUUGAACUGUUAAGAAAGCCUUGUGUGUGCUGGGAGUUCUGCCCUAAUUAGCAGACUUGGUUCCAAAAUGAAAAACUGUAAAGAGAUCUAAUCUCUGCUCUGUCAUGAUAUACAUGACUUGUGUGUGUGUGUGUGUAUACCAUGAACAAGCCUGUCUCAGGACUACUGUAAGCAUUAAGCAUUGAAUUUUGCACUAUGGAGCACCUGUGUCUUCCAACCUUACUUACAUGAACAAAUAACACAAGCAUUACAACCUUAAGCUGAUAUUUAAUGGAUUGCCUAAAUUACCAAGAUAUAUUUUUUAUAGAGACAUAAAACAUUCUCUUUGAUUUAAUCAUCCAUACUUUUAAAGUUGUUCUUUUAGUUUAGAAGGAAUGCUAUAUAUAACAACUGAGAGAAUAGAUUUAAUGAAUAUACUAAUUUUCUUAUUACUUUUAUACUUUAGGUGCUUUCAAAGUGACAGUUUAUUUGCUCUGCUUUGAAUCAGUUAUAAUUGGAAUGCUUUGGUUUGUUUCACACAUGGAAAAAUCCAUGGACACCAAAAUCAAUAUUUUUGAACUUUUUAACAUGGUACAAAAGCAGAGAUGGCAUUUGUUUAUAACUGUAGUAAUUAUCUGGGCAGUAUACCAGGUUAAAGUACACUAGCAGGAUACAGUUUAACUCAGACUUGCUGAGGACACCAAACAUUUGGGACUGGAACAAGAUCACCUGCUCUCAUAGGGUCACGGUGAGGUUGGUUUGGCCCAUAUCUGAAAGCUAUUAAUGUGCUCACACCUGCCCAAAUGAAUAGCGAAAUAAUAGUGAAAACAAAGUCUGAUUUUAACCAAACUAACUUUUUGACAAAAAAACUUUGUGUCCUCUGGACUCUCAGCCAAGAUGUAAACCUUUUGCCAAACCUCAUAUAUAUUAGCCAAUGACAUGUAUUUGCAAGAUAUACCAUUUAGUUGACUGUGUUAUAGAUGUGUACCGACAAAAGCCAUAUUACAAUAAAUGCAGGUUGACUGAUA
Astyanax mexicanus (Mexican tetra) is the source of this 3385-nucleotide messenger RNA. RefSeq names its product TEPSIN adaptor related protein complex 4 accessory protein (gene tepsin). Gene Ontology annotation, cellular component: trans-Golgi network membrane. The record is from RefSeq and is a predicted model, not a curated record. The coding region runs from base 115 to 1887 and encodes 590 amino acids. NCBI's taxonomy places the organism in Eukaryota, Metazoa, Chordata, Actinopteri, Characiformes, Acestrorhamphidae. The transcript has 13 exons.